CUUCAGAGCGGAGAAACAGCGCGAUGAAGAGCGUCGCCGACCCGGCAUCAUGCGCCCCCGGCUCUCGAGGACCGCCUGCCUGCUGCGACUCGCUGCCCUCUACAUCCUCCUCUCGCGCUCAGCCGCUUAUUUCGGGCUGACGGGCAGGGAGCCCCUGCCGGCGGAGCCCUCCUCCUCCUCCUCCUCGGAGCGGGCGCACCUGAAGCAGUGCGAGCAGCUGGCGCUGAGCCGGCGGCAGAAGCGCGUGUGCCGCCGCGAGCCCGGGCUGGCCGGCGCGCUGCGCGAGUCCGUGCGCCUCGGCCUGCUGGAAUGCCGCUACCAGUUCCGCCACGAGCGCUGGAACUGCAGCCUGGACGGGCGCGCCAGCCUCCUCCAGCGAGGGUUUAAGGAGACGGCCUUCCUGCUGGCGGUGUCCUCCGCCGCCCUGUCCCACGCCCUGGCCAGGGCCUGCAGCUCGGGGCGCAUGGAGCGCUGCACCUGCGACGACUCCCCCGAGCUGCAGCACCGCGAGGCCUGGCAGUGGGGCAUCUGCGGCGACAACCUCAAGUACAGCACCCGCUUCCUCAAGAGGUUCCUGGGGCAGAAGCGGGCCGGCAAGGACCUGCGGGCCCGGGUGGACGCGCACAACACCAACGUGGGCAUCAGGGCGGUGAAGAGCGGCCUGAAGACCACCUGCAAGUGCCACGGGGUUUCGGGGUCCUGCGCGGUGCGCACCUGCUGGAAGCAGCUGUCCCCCUUCCACGACAC
Messenger RNA from Lepisosteus oculatus (spotted gar), 747 nucleotides. The record is from RefSeq and is a predicted model, not a curated record. NCBI's taxonomy places the organism in Eukaryota, Metazoa, Chordata, Actinopteri, Semionotiformes, Lepisosteidae.